GGGCGGGGCCUACGGCAGCCGGGAGGGUCCGAACGCGGCGGGCGCGGCGGCGGGAUGGAGUCGGUGGUCUUCAUCUUCUCGCUGAUCGACUGCUGCGCCCUCAUCUUCCUCUCCGUUUACUUCAUAAUCACGUUAUCAGAUCUGGAAUGCGACUACAUCAAUGCUAGAUCAUGCUGCUCCAAGCUCAAUAAAUGGGUGGUGCCUGAGGUGAUUGGUCAUGCUGUUGUAACGGUGUUAAUGCUUAUUUCAUUGCACUGGUUCAUCUUUCUCCUUAACCUGCCAGUGGCCACAUGGAAUAUAUACAGGUACAUUAUGGUGCCAAGUGGAAACAUGGGAGUAUUUGAUCCCACAGAGAUCCAUAACCGAGGACAACUGAAAUCACACAUGAAAGAAGCCAUGAUUAAGCUGGGCUUUCAUCUGCUCUGUUUCUUCAUGUACCUUUACAGUAUUAAACAACAGAGCACUUCUUGAUUCUAAAGAGAAAGACCAGAGGAAGAGUGACAUGACGGAUUGUUUCCUGGGAUCAGCUGUGAGAGCUUUGGUGACUCUUGGCCAGCCUGCAGCCCUGGGGGUUCUGCUGGCUAGAAAAAGUAAAUUCCUCAAAAGAAAGUGAGCUAAGAAUAAUCUUCAGAGUGCAGAGAAAGAAGGGCAAACCAACGGAUCUCCUCAAGACCCCUUUUCCAUUCUAAUCAUUAUUCCUGGACUGCAUUAGACACUGCUGUGUCUGUAGCUAAAGUCAUUUUCAAGAAAACUGAGUCAUGUCUGACAUCAUCGCACAUCCUGGAGCUUGUCUGGAACAGAUACAUUUCUUUUUACAACAGGAUUAAAGCAGCCUGUCACUUCAGCAUAUUUGAAACUCAUGAGAAACAAGAUACAUAAGAUAUUCCUCUUCUAAUGAUAGAACUCUGUGGCUGUUACUAUCUUCCAUACUGCUCUAAUACUUCCCUCCAAAUACCAUAAAGCUGCUAUACCAUGCUCUAAAACAGCAGUCAGUGGUAUUUCAGGCAAACAUCCCCAAAUGUAGUCAACCUGCCUCCCACCCACCACCGAAAGAAAUCUCAGCACUUCUGUGCUUUACAUAUAGCUUUCCAAAUUUUUGUUGUGUAUGACAAGCAACUAUUCAGGCAUCAACUCAAGUCUGCAGUAGCUGAGCUCCUUGGCUGAAAUGCCAAAAACCUGUCAAUGGUUUUCAGAAAAUGCAGAAGGGAUUUUUGUAAGGAGCCAGUUAAAGGAGAACUCUUAACAAAGAAGAUGCCUGUUAGACAAGGUGAUGCACAGAGUGUGCUUAUCCUUUGUGCUCCACAGAGCUUCUGCCACACUUCCUGACAGUCAAAUAAUGCAUCCCACACAAACCUAGUCAACUCGAGACACUAUUUAAUGCUGCUGAGUCUGCAUUAGAACUUUGAAAUUAGCCCACGAAGAUGACAACAGAAGCAUAGGUUAAGACAGUCUAGACAUGUAGCUGGGUCUUAGAAAAGAAAUAAGAAAUUCAAGGUAUGAAACUAGGAAAACACAUUGCAGCAGCAUCAUUGCAGUUCCAAGAGGAGCUUGGACAGGGAGAAAUGAAAGAUUCUCACACACGAAGUGUGUGUGUAAAAAUCAAACACUGUUCAUUUAAAACAGUGCUCUCCCAUCACUUGCCCAGACAUUGUUGGAUUGAUGUUUCCACGUAGUUUAUGCAAACAGAUUAGAAUAAUUCUGUAUACCUAAAGCCUUGAAAACCAAAUUAAAUUUACGGGUCAAAAGACAUUGUCAACUCUACAGGAAACGUGAGAAGCAUGUUCUGGCAAAUACGAAAAUCAAUCACUUGAUGUGGCCUAAUGCUAUUUAAGUAUCCACCUGCUUUAAAGGGUUGCAAUUUUUUUUAAAGCAUCCAAAAAAAGAGACAAACCAAUAAAACUCUACCAAACUGCUUUCCCACUUUUUUUUUAGAGAUUUUUAUUCUUUAGCAACCCUUGGUCAAAAGGGUUAACCUGAACACUCACAAAACAUUUAUCUGGUUUUACUAAGUAGGUAUUAGCUAACAAUUCACUUUAAGAUGUGCUAAUCAAGAUGUGUGGUAUUAAAACCCAUCAAUAUAAAAGAAAGAUGUGCAUCUACAGUCAAGUGACAAAUUAACAGCAAAAAACAUUUGAUCCUUAAUUUACCUAAAUUACUCUGUCUGUUAAAAGAAACUCCAACAAAACCAACGAACAACAUACAGAUGAUUUCCAAACUAAAUAACAGAAGUCAGCUUUGCUGCUAUGCAGCUCUUAGCCCAGACCACACAGGCCCCAGUAACACACAAACCACAGCAGUUCUUAUGCCUGAAAAAGCCAUUGUUCCUGCUGUUAGUUCUGGGGCUACAUAACAACUGUGCACAUGGAACAGGGUUUUAAGUCCUCCCAUUAUUUUAAUAGCAAAAGGGACUCAGAUUAAUGGCUUCCUAACCCGAAGUGGAAGAAACUAAACUCAGCUCUCAAAUCCUACCAAACACCAGGAUGGAGCUGCAAAAACCUUUCAUUUUCCACCUUACAUAUCAGCCUGCAGCUGUGUGGUUAAAAAAACCACAAGGAUCUUAUUUUUGAUAGUGUUUCACAAGCAUUAGCAACUUCAGAUGUGUGUGUGUGUUCAAGUCUAUUCACAGUCUUCAACUGUUAUGACAUGUAUGGACAUACUUUCCUAAUCACUUCUACGAGUCGAAACAGGCUUAGAUUCAUCAAUCAACCUCCUUAUUUAUACACUAAUAGAUAUGUGUAGGAAAGAUGUAUGAAAUAUCCUACAGCUACAAGACUUACAAGACUUUUAUAUCCCAGGGAAUGGGAUGUAAGUGGGCUACAGUCCAUGUCAGCCUGUCAUACAAGAAUCAUACCAUCCUAGCAGGAAAAAGCUGAGAGGGAAGGAAAAGACAAGUUGUCACACUUGUUUUCAUGCAUGUUUUCACACUUUGCACACUUACUGGAUCAACCUGCCAUAUAAUAACAGUUGUGUCCUUAGAUCCUGUUGCUAAUUUAGUGCCGUCGUUGGAGAAUUUACAGAACCACACUUCAUUACAGUGCUCCGUUAGGAUCUGCUGGGUAUAGCAUGGGAACUGUUUCCUGGGAAAACAAAGGGAUGCAUUUGCAGAUUAGUAAGAAAGCAGUAAGAUUUUUUUAAAAUCAAGCUACUAAAAAAAAAAACCUAAUCAAACAAAAACCUUAUUUAAAUGCAUGACCAGACAACUUGGAAAACUCCUCUAUUAACAGCUGCUUCAAAUAAGUACAGAACGAAAUGUCUUAUCUGGCAACAAGCUCACACCAUCAAGCCAUCAUAAUGAACCAUAAGAACAUAGAACCGUUCUUAUUUUAUAUACUCUCAUAAUUUGUUAUGCUUUCAUGUAACUUGGAAUAAAACUGGCCUCAUCAGGAGUGUAGCAGUUUAUUACUACCUAAUUUUCUGACGUAUCGAAAAUACUAUAGGUCUCUCUGAACCAUAAGUGCAGUGUUUUAACUCCUGAGGUUUUUGUAGGUAUCCAACUCACUUAGCUAUAUUUUCCUAACAAAUGAUUCUUACAUAAAAGCUUUUUCCUGAUUGUGACCUUGCAAUAAAUUAGAUGUUUCUUUGCC
Messenger RNA from Corvus hawaiiensis (hawaiian crow), 3584 nucleotides. It is a transcript of the gene CNIH4, whose product is annotated as cornichon family AMPA receptor auxiliary protein 4. Gene Ontology annotation, biological process: endoplasmic reticulum to Golgi vesicle-mediated transport. The record is from RefSeq and is a predicted model, not a curated record. Bases 55 to 471 code for a protein of 138 amino acids. NCBI's taxonomy places the organism in Eukaryota, Metazoa, Chordata, Aves, Passeriformes, Corvidae. Gene Ontology annotation, cellular component: endoplasmic reticulum membrane; COPII-coated ER to Golgi transport vesicle. The transcript has 5 exons.